AUGCAUUUACAAUUUAUUGAUAUGGAUGCAACCUCUAUGAGAUUUCAAAAUAAACAAUUUUAUUUUGCAUUUGAUAAAGGUACUUUAGAUCCAUUAUAAUGUGGUUAUUAUAUAAAGAAAUUAAUCAAGUUGCUAAAUCACUCAUUUUUGCUAGUCACUCUUCUCAUCAAAAAAGAAUUCUAAUAUCAUAUUUUAAGAAUAAUAUCCAACAAGAUUUUGAAAAUAGAAAUAUUUAUGAAACUAAAAUCAAAUUAUCUGGUUAGACAAAAUUAAUUAAUAUUACGAUUAAAAGAUGAACCUUUAAGAUAUAGAUUAAAAGAUAAGGAUUCUUUCGUAUAAUAUAUUAAUCAGUAUUAAUUAUCAUAAUAAUUAUUAAAGAAUUGGAAUAACAAGAAGAUACAUUUGA
This is a messenger RNA of Paramecium sonneborni, 406 nucleotides long. The record is from the annotation of a GenBank genome assembly. NCBI's taxonomy places the organism in Eukaryota, Ciliophora, Oligohymenophorea, Peniculida, Parameciidae.